AUGCAAUUCGAUCAUGUCGCAGAGGAGCAACAAGAAAAAAACUUUACCCUCUGGGUGCAGGCUCUUCUACGGAAAUCGCCAGAGUACCUAGCGAUGCAUCUUGCACCGAUACACCACCCUGGAAAACCCACUGCAGCGUGCCUGUGGAAGAAUGGCUCUUUCAAUAUAUGCUACCGGGUCAAGUACGAGGACGGAUUCAACGCAAUCGUCCGCUUUGCUGCCUUUGGGAGAACUAUACACCGCAGAGAGAAAGUCGACAAUGAGGUUGUCACCAUGAAAUACCUUGCCCGAUACACAUCAAUCCCGGUACAGGAUGUUCUGGGAUCAGGUACAUGCGGGGCCGGCCCUUACAUUGUCAUGAGUUUUGUCGAAGGCGCGCCACUUGCGGAAUUUCUCAAGGAUCGGCACCAGAAAGGACGGCCAGUUCUGAACCCUCGGCUCAGUGACCGCGUCUUGAAGAGAGCGUACAGGGAAAUGGCUAAACUUAUCCUCGAACUAUCGAAGCCGGAGUUUCAAUACAUUGGAGCACUUCGGCAAAGCGAGGCAAAUUUCUCUGUCACCAGUAGACCUGUGACCUUCAACAUGAACGAACUGGCCACAAGCGCAAACCUUCCCCCUCAAGCAUUCCCAACCCAAGUCUUUGAAUCAGCGCCCGAUUUCUUCACAUCACAUGCCAACCAGCAUAUUUCCCCAACUCCAGCUCCAGCAUGCCUAUUUCGCAACAUAGCACAGGGCAUCUCCACGGAGCGUCGCAACGGCACCUUCCGGUUGUAUUGCGACGACUUCCGACCCUCCAAUGUUCUAAUCGAUCUGCAAAAUCUCAACGUCACGGGUGUUGUUGAUUGGGAAUUUACUUAUGCAGCUCCCGCCGAAUUCACAUACAUUGCACCUUGGUGGCUCUUGCUUCAAACCCCGGAAGACUGGGAGUCAGACCUCCGCGCGUUCUUGGAACGUUUCAUGCCGCGCUUUCGUGUUUUUAUCGAAGCUCUCCGCGAAUGCGAGGAAGGAAGUUCAAAUGAAGGAGAUGAUGCGGCAGUAGUCCCGCAACGUUUGUCUACGCGUAUGGAGCGGUCGCUUGAGUCUGGGCUGUUCUGGGUUUGUCUUGCGGCUAAACAUAGCUCCAUGUUCGACGAGAUAUAUCACGGACCUAUUACGACGAUGGAAGACAGGCUUGGACUAUUGACCAAGGACGAGAGACACAGUCUUGAUGAACUGGUUCGGAUCAAGUUGGAACAUAUUGUCGAAGGGCCUCCAGACACCCAUUACACUGUGGAUGACCUGAUGGGUCUCUGA
Molecule: messenger RNA, 1293 nt
Organism: Fonsecaea monophora
Lineage: Eukaryota; Fungi; Ascomycota; Eurotiomycetes; Chaetothyriales; Herpotrichiellaceae
Exons: 2
Coding region: 1-1293 (430 amino acids)
Source: RefSeq, a predicted model, not a curated record